AAUCCCCCUAAUCCGGUCAGGGCAGCGGGGGCCGAGCUGAGCUGAGCCGGGCCAUGGCGGGCACACGGACACAGGGCCGCCUCCUGCACUCGCUGCUCUGCCAGUUGUGCUGCUGCUGUGGCUGCAGAUCCUGCCGCGGGCUCCGCCUGUCCACGGGCACCCGCAUCCUCUACACUCUCCUGCACGUCCUGGCCUCUGCCGUGUGCUGCCUCAUGCUGUCCCGCACUGUGGCCCAGGCCAUCAAGGAGAAGCUGCCCUUCUGGGUGGUGCUGUGCAACCACCUGCCCGGGGGCACAGACUGCGAGCAACUGGUGGGCUCCUCGGCUGUGUACCGGGUCUGCUUCGGCACCGCCUGCUUCCACCUGGCACAGGCUGCCCUGCUCCUCAACGUGCGCUCCAGCACCGACUGCCGCGCUCAGCUCCACAACGGGUUCUGGUUCCUGAAGCUGCUGGUGCUGGUGGGGCUCUGGGUUGCCAGCUUCUUCAUCCCCGAGGAUGGCUUCAUUCAAGCCUGGCACUACACGGGCGUCUGCGGGGGCUUUGCCUUCAUCCUCAUACAGCUGGUGCUGAUCACGGCUUUCGCACACACCUGGAACAAGAACUGGCUGACGGGUGCUGCGCAGGACAAACGCUGGUACCUGGCCGUGCUGCUGGCCACGGCCACCUUCUACACCCUUGCCUCCGCCGCUUUCUCCUUCCUCUACAAGUACUACACCCACCCAUCCGCCUGCCUCCUCAACAAGGUGCUGCUCACCAUUAACGGCAGCCUCUGCGGCAUCAUGUCCUUCGUCUCCAUUACGCCCUGUGUGCGGCUCAAGCAGCCACGGUCAGGGCUGCUGCAGUCCUCAAUCAUCAGUUGCUAUGUGAUGUACCUCACCUUCUCUGCGCUGUCCAGCCGUCCCCCCGAAAGAGUGCUCUUCAAGGGGCAGAACAUCACCAUCUGCUUCCCCAGCAUGCGGCAGGACGAGCUGCAGACGGAGGACACCACUGUUGCUGUCCUGGGGGCCACCAUCAUGUACACCUGCGUGCUCUUCGCAUGUAAUGAAGCUUCCUACCUUGCCGAGGUCUUUGGGCCCCUAUGGAUGGUCAAAGUCUACAGCUUCGAGUUUAAAAAACCCUCCUGUUGCUUCUGCUGCCCCGACAAGAUGGAGGAGGAGUUGAGAGGUGGCGAGCUGACGUGUGAGCAAGUGGAGGAGACUGCAGGGGGACAGUGCAUCAUCCAGGAUGAGCGAGACCGAGUGGUCUACAGCUACUCAGCCUUCCACUUUGUAUUCUUCCUCGCCUCGCUCUACGUCAUGAUGACCCUCACCAACUGGUUCAGCUACGAGAAUGCGGUGCUGGAGACCACCUUCACGCAUGGCAGCUGGGCAACCUUCUGGGUGAAGGUGUCCUCGUGCUGGGCCUGCGUCCUGCUCUACCUGUGGAUGCUGCUGAGCCCCCUCUGCCUCCGCAGCUCCCCCCCGCACCGGCGCAGCAGCCCUGUCCCACGCGUCCUGCGCCGGCGACGCACCCCGCAGCGCAUCAGCGUCUCCACAUAGUCCCUGACAAGACAGACUGUGCCCGGCCCUGCACACCGCAGCAGCCGGGGCUGGUACCAGCCAUGCCUGGUGCCUGUGCCCUGGCCCCACUGGGUCCCACUGGCCUCCCCUGACACCCUGUCCUAGGAGAUGGCGGCAUCCUGGAGGGCCCAAGGGGGACCCGGGAGGUGGGUGCUCCCAGGGACACGGAUCUUGUGCUGAGCUGGGGCCACCCGAGGGGCUGGCCAGAUCGAGCCGGGGUGGGGGGUGCUCGGCCCUGCCUGCUCCCGAGCAGGGAGGCAGCUCCCGCUGCGUGCCGGCUGCCAGCCUGGCAGCAGGGCUCUGUCCUGGCUGCCUCCGUGUCUCUGCUCACUCGCCGACGGUGUGCUCACUGUAAAUAGCUCCUUAAAUACAUUUUUAUAUAAA
Molecule: messenger RNA, 1943 nt
Organism: Athene cunicularia (burrowing owl)
Lineage: Eukaryota; Metazoa; Chordata; Aves; Strigiformes; Strigidae
Gene: SERINC4
Product: serine incorporator 4
Exons: 12
Coding region: 54-1538 (494 amino acids)
Cellular component (GO): membrane
Source: RefSeq, a predicted model, not a curated record